This is a messenger RNA of Schistosoma guineensis, 666 nucleotides long. The record is from the annotation of a GenBank genome assembly. Lineage: Eukaryota; Metazoa; Platyhelminthes; Trematoda; Strigeidida; Schistosomatidae.
AUGUUCGACUCGUUGGUUGCUUUGCAACAGGUUCUGUAUCUUCACUGCAUAAAAGUCGGCUUGAAAAAAUCGAGGUGGUUGAGAAGUUUGCGUUUUCUUGCAUUCACAUCACGUAACUCUACUGCAUUUACUAAUCUAGGUCUCAAACCAUCUCACCAAGAUGUUUCUAUAAUGGGAAAUUCUGGAACAUGUUUAACCGAUUACCUGAGCGUCUGUGCUCCUGAGAAAGUUCUUUUAGUCAUAAGCUUUUGUACUGUCCUUUUGGGUUUCGUUCUUAUUGUUUUAGGUGUUUGUAUCACUCAGCUUAGUGAUGGACCGUACGCUCAUUUGUCCAUAUCAUAUUCAGCUGUCCCUAUUGUGUUUGCUGGUUGUGUUACACUAUUAAUAGCCAUUGUUAGGAUCGUUUCUACAAGUAAAAGUUUAAGGGAAAUGAAUUUGACUCCCUUUUCAUCAUUGUUUCUAUUGUCAUGCUCCGUUUUAGAAUUGUAUUUGGUUGUACCGCGACAUUAUUGUGCAUGCACUGUUUCUAAUUUUCAGAUUUGUGUUAUAAUCAACCCAAUAGUGAUAACUUGGUUGAAUAAAUUUACCCUAUUCUAUCUUGGAAGAUUUAAUGGGAAGGGUUUGCAUGAGUUUCCGCUUCCAUCUCACCUUCGAACUAAGAUUUAA